Molecule: messenger RNA, 395 nt
Organism: Ascoidea rubescens DSM 1968
Lineage: Eukaryota; Fungi; Ascomycota; Saccharomycetes; Ascoideales; Ascoideaceae
Product: SEC61-beta family protein
Exons: 2
Coding region: 48-314 (88 amino acids)
Biological process (GO): intracellular protein transport
Cellular component (GO): Sec61 translocon complex
Source: RefSeq, a predicted model, not a curated record
CAAACAACUGAUUUCCUCGUUACUCUCAUACUACACUUCGCACUACAAUGUCAACCGCAGUUCCAGGUGGUCAAAGAACCCUAGCUAAAAGAAGAGCUGCUCAGGAUAAGAAGGCCAGCCAAACUCCUGCCUCAACCAGGUCUGUUGGUGCUGGUGGCUCUUCUGCUACGAUGUUGAAGUUGUACACCGACGAAGCUCAAGGGUUGAGGGUUGAUCCAUUGGUCGUUUUAUUCUUAGCUGUUGGCUUCAUCUUUAGUGUUAUCGGUUUACAUGUUAUUUCCAAACUAGCAACAAAGUUUUUCUCAAAGUCCUGAACAAAUAUCCAGAAUCAAGCAAGGUUGGUGAAAAUGGCUAAAUAACAUUGGGACAUUUCGUGAAAUGGCUGCCAAAAAAAC